CUCUGUAUUCUCUCAAAUAUCUCUGCUCAGUUCUUCCUCUCCGUGUUCUCAUUUUCUCAUGAGGAGACGGAAGCCGGAGAGCCUUCUCGGCUGCACCGCCGAUCAUCGUACGGAUUUACCACCUCCGAUUCCAUAUGAUUCCGACGCAGCCAUCUCUGCUGCGGCUGCCCUUCUAUGCGAGCUUAAACGUUCUUCAUCGGUCAAUAAUUCAAUCAUCCACCGCUUAUCUAAUCAUCCACUGGAAGCAGAGAUGGAGGCCACGAAUGAGGAGCAGAUGGGCGGCUUCGAAAAUGGAUUUGGAGAUAAAGAUGGGGAGAAGAAAGAGGAAACCGAGGAGAAAAUGGAGGAAAAGAAAGGGCAGGGGAGGAAGAGAAGAGAGAAAGAAAUGGAAUCCUCGGGCUCUGUCGCCAUGAUCAAAUGCAAGAAGACGGAUGGUAAAGGAUGGCACUGUAAGCGCCUGGCGCAGAGCCCACACUCUCUUUGCAGCUAUCAUCUCACCCAGCUCCGUUCCUACCGCUCUCGCUUCGACGACCAAGUCUCCGGCGAUCACAGGAAGAAAUAUGCUUUCUCCGUGGAUUCCGGCGGAUCCGCCUCUAAUUACUACUAUUAUUACUCCAUUCUGGGACCUUGGUGGGGUAAGCGCAGAGGUCCCGUCACCGAAAGUUCGGAGGGGAAUGAGGAGAACAGAAUUUCUUCGAAGGAUUGCAAUGUAAAGAGUGCUGAUAGUGAAGCUGCUGUUGAUGUUGAUGCUGUCGAAGAAGAAGAAGAAGAAGAAGAAGAAGAAGAUGAUGAUGAUGAAGAUUAUGGUGAGAGCUUCGGUAACGUUACCUAUUUGCAGAAGAAGAAGAAGACGAAGAGGAUGAUCAAGAGGAAAGGGAGGAAGCCAGUGAAGGCUCGUUCUCUAAAAUCUCUUCUUUGAUUUAAUUGAAUGUUUGGCCAUCAAAUUUUUGCUUGAUGAUUUUGAUA
Molecule: messenger RNA, 966 nt
Organism: Dendrobium catenatum
Lineage: Eukaryota; Viridiplantae; Streptophyta; Magnoliopsida; Asparagales; Orchidaceae
Product: YTH domain-containing protein 1
Exons: 2
Coding region: 59-919 (286 amino acids)
Source: RefSeq, a predicted model, not a curated record